Caenorhabditis briggsae is the source of this 921-nucleotide messenger RNA. The record is from RefSeq and is a predicted model, not a curated record. Bases 1 to 921 code for a protein of 306 amino acids. Lineage: Eukaryota; Metazoa; Nematoda; Chromadorea; Rhabditida; Rhabditidae. The transcript has 4 exons.
AUGUCAUCUCCACCAGAAGUCCCAAAUUCCAAGAAGCCACGAAUGGUACAAGCGAUGUUUCCUCAUCCGAUCGGCAAUUCUGAAUCUGCAAACAGCAUCAUCAGAAACGCCUUCACACACUUCUUGCCCGAUCAUAAGCCGCACAACUCUCCUGAACGCCACAGAACAAUUUACAAGCAUGUCUUGGAGGGGAUGAUUGAAAAGGGACAUUCGCCGUAUCUCAGCCAAUUUGCGGUCAAAAAAUUGGCGGAAUUCGCUGAAGUUAGUCCGAAGAGAAUUACCAACUUGUUCGUCAGUGGGCGACAUGGACUAAAAAACAGAGUGAAGCUUGGUUUUCGCCCGCUCGUUGUUCGAGCGAAACGUUCUGAAGCCGAUUCAAUAGUCAUCGAGCUACUUGAUGAGGGAGUUCAAUUGUACGGAAGUGAUGUUGAAAAGUUGUGGCGUUUCGGAAUUCCUGAUGUGGAGAAGAUUACCAUAGAUGGAAAAGAGAUUGAACCGUUCAUGAAAGUUCUAAUCUACAUGUUCCACAAAUUAACCGCAAUCGAUAAAAAUGCCAUGAUUGGUCGUUCGGAAGCGGUAUUACUGGCGAAAACGUUGCUUUUGAGUAGUCCGGAAAAGGUUAUUGAAUGGUACACCAGAAGGCAAACAGCGGCAAAGAGGAGAGCGAUGGUAUUUGAUGCAAAAAUGAGCAAGGAAGAAGAAGAAAAUGAUGGCCAUGAUGUUGAAGAUUCGGCACCAACAUCUUCUCUUCCCUCGCAUGAAUGGAAUGCGGAGAUUACAGAAGAGGUGGAACUGAGUGAAAGUCAAGUUGAACCUAUCAAUGAGGAGGAAGAUGGCAGUGCAACUGGUUCUAGUGGAUGUGCUUUUGGGGCUCUACCUGACUGGGAGUAUUUGGCCAAGUGCGGAAUCUGUUUCAAUUGA